UCCGAGCAUUUAUAAGGCUCACGAACUCCGCACUUGUUUACUAUCAGAGUGGAAUUGUUAAACUCAACAAUCGACCGAUAAAUUUGUGCAAAAUGUCGACAAGAGACAAAGCCGCCAAUCAACUUGUGGAUUACAAAAACGGAAACAAGGAUGACUCGUCCGCGACAACGGCGCACGGGGUGCCGCUGGUGGAGAAGGACGCGACUAUGACGGUAGGACCACGGGGUCCGAUUCUUCUCCAGGACGUGGCGUUCAUUGAAGAGUUGGCCCACUUUGACCGCGAACGCAUCCCUGAACGAGUCGUCCACGCCAAAGGGGCCGGAGCGUUCGGCUACUUCGAGGUGACGCACGACAUCACCAAAUACACCGCCGCCAAGGUGUUCGCCAACGUCGGCAAGAAAACACCGGUGGCCGUCAGGUUUUCGACUGUGGGCGGCGAGAGCGGCUCCGCCGACACGGUCCGCGAUCCCAGAGGCUUCGCCGUCAAGUUUUACACUGAGGACGGCAUCUGGGACUGCGUGGGCAACAACACCCCCAUUUUCUUUAUCCGCGAUCCGAUUCUGUUUCCGAAUUUCAUUCACACGCAAAAGAGAAAUCCACAGACUCAUCUGAAGGAUGCGGACAUGUUCUGGGAUUUUAUUUCGUUGCGUCCAGAAACGACGCACCAAACACUGUUUCUGUUCAGCGACAGAGGUAUUCCGGACGGGUAUAGGCACAUGAACGGCUACGGUUCGCACACCUUCAGGCUAAUAAACGCCGAAGGCGAAGCAGUCUUUUGCAAGUUCCACUACAAAACGGAUCAGGGCAUCAGGAACUUGGACGUCAAGAAGGCCGACCAACUAUCUGGUUCGGACCCCGACUACUCCAUCAGAGAUUUAUACAACGCCAUUGCUUCUGGCAAUUACCCGAGCUGGACAUGGUACAUUCAAGUGAUGACACCCGACGAAGCGGCCAAAUGCAAGUUCAAUCCGUUCGACGUGACGAAAGUUUGGCCCCACUGCGAUUAUCCGUUGAUUCCGGUCGGCAAAAUGGUGCUGAAUCGCAACGCCGAAAACUAUUUCGCCGAAGUCGAACAGAUAGCAUUCAGUCCUGCCCAUAUGGUGCCCGGAAUCGACGCCUCGCCUGAUAAAAUGUUGCUUGGCCGCAUGUUCUCCUACGGAGACACGCACCGUCACCGUUUGGGACCCAACUACCUUCAAAUACCUGUCAAUUGCCCGUACAAAGUACGAAAUUUCCAACGUGACGGUCCCAAUUGCAUGAACAAUCAGGGCGGCGCCCCCAAUUACCAUCCGAACAGUUUCGGUGGUCCCGACAACGAUGCCAGAGCUCGACAACUCGCGCCCGCCUUCACCGUGGCCGGUGAAGCUUACAGAUACGACACCGGAGAUCAGGAUAACUUUUCGCAAGCCAGGGUUUUCUAUCAGAAGACAUUGGAUGCGGCCGCCCAAGACAGGUUGGCCAGUAACAUCGCGGGAAGUUUGUCCGGAGCCGUUGAUUUUAUACAGGAGAGGAUGAUUAAGAAUUUGAAUCAGGUUGAUCCAAACUUGGGCACCAAGGUGUCUGAUAAGUUGAAGCUGAUCAACAAGACCAAAGCCAACUUAUAGGUUUUUGGUGUUAUUUUUACUAUUGUUGGUGAUUUGGUUACGUUUUUAUAAAGUUUUUACAGUUUCAA
Aethina tumida (small hive beetle) is the source of this 1672-nucleotide messenger RNA. It is a transcript of the gene Cat, whose product is annotated as catalase-like. Gene Ontology annotation, biological process: hydrogen peroxide catabolic process; response to hydrogen peroxide. The coding region runs from base 93 to 1604 and encodes 503 amino acids. Gene Ontology annotation, cellular component: peroxisome; cytoplasm; mitochondrion. The record is from RefSeq and is a predicted model, not a curated record. Gene Ontology annotation, molecular function: heme binding; catalase activity. Lineage: Eukaryota; Metazoa; Arthropoda; Insecta; Coleoptera; Nitidulidae. The transcript has 2 exons.